Molecule: messenger RNA, 1550 nt
Organism: Nelumbo nucifera (sacred lotus)
Lineage: Eukaryota; Viridiplantae; Streptophyta; Magnoliopsida; Proteales; Nelumbonaceae
Gene: G1
Product: transmembrane protein G1P-related 1
Biological process (GO): cytochrome complex assembly; protein-heme linkage
Cellular component (GO): plasma membrane
Molecular function (GO): heme binding
Source: RefSeq, a predicted model, not a curated record
CUCGGAACUCGAAAGGUUCUCCCUACUUUCCAACAUUUCUUAGUUGGUGUCUUGGUGAUGUCUUCGGGUUUCGCCUUCGGCCUUGUAACUUGUACCUUAAACCCCUAAAAACUGUUGUUACCCGAAAACCCUAAUCUUUAUUCGAAUUGUACUCGUGUUUCGUUUUGAGUUUCAUCUCUCUCUCUCUCUCUUUUUUUUCAUUGUAUUAUUUGAUCUCUGAUGUAUGUGAUUUGAUUUCUAUCCGUCUAAUCGUCUCUAGGAAUUGAUCAUUUCGAAGUUCCCUUCUUCUAAGUUUUUCCACCAAAUUAACAGAAACUUCCAUGGCUUCUAAGAUUGGUUUGCGAUUUGGAUCCCGCCUACGCAGCGCCUUUUCUCGGAUUCCUGUCCACCGCCGGGCUCCUUUCGUUGCCGUUCUGGAAUCUCCAUCGUUCAUUGACUCACCUCUCCCCUAUCUUCCUGCAGUUCCCGUCGAGUUUCCGUUCUAUAGUGCUGGAUUCCGGUACCUGUCGACCCUCCGUCGCCAACCUGUUCGAACUCGAACCGUAGACAUCGGCGCUAAAGCUCGGCAGCUCCAGAACCGCCGGCUCUGGACAUACGCCCUGACUUUUAGCUGUAUUGCUGGAUUCAUUAUUAUCGUCUUGAACAACUUCCAGGACCAAUUGGUUUUCUAUGUCACCCCCACAGACGCCCUCGAGAAAUUCUCGGUGAAUCCUUCGAAGAACAAGUUCAGGUUGGGUGGAUUGGUUCUUGAAGGGAGCGUGGUUCAGCCCGCUUCGUCGCCUGAUAUGGAAUUUGUGAUUACGGAUUUGAUCACCGAUAUUUUGGUCCGGUACCAAGGCUCGCUUCCUGAUUUGUUCAGAGAAGGGCACUCAGUGGUUGUUGAGGGCUUCAUUCGCCCAUUCACGGACGAGAAUCGGGAGCAGUUGGCCUCGGCGGGGAAGGCUGUUUCAGCCAAAGCCAGGAGUGGGGAGUGUUACUUCGCGGCCACUGAGGUACUUGCUAAGCACGACGAAAAAUACAUGCCGAAGGAGGUUGCAGCAGCGAUAGAGAAAAACAAAGCAAAAAUUGAGGCCGAGUCGGAGAAAGUACGAGCAAGGGAGAGUUGAACCUGGGCUACAGUAUGGUUCCCUGUCUUCUUCAAGAUGUAGUACCUAUUUUAUACUGUCGCAGACUAACAAUUCAGUAGACAAUUGAUUUGUUACAGUAGACUUAGACAGGCGUAUACAUGUUUGGUGGUAAAGGAGAGGCUUUUAUCUCUUCGAGGAUUUUAUUUUCAUUCAUUUUUUUUUUAUUUUUUGUUGUUGUAAUGCGGCAUCCAUUAUUUUUGUUCUCCUCAUUGUUUUGGCCCCAAGAAGAUGUGAGACCAUAUUCUAAUGAAUAAGAGGAUGUUUUUAGCUGCAGUGUUUUGCAAUUGAGAACCUUGCAACCUUGCCUUUUGACUUGAUAGAAUCAUGGAAGUUCAUUGUAAAUUUAUUUUGUUUUUAAAGAGACGUGUUGCCUGAAACUGAAAGGCUUAUCUUUAUUUAAGUUGGUCGUAAUGAUGUUUUCAA